AUGGGCGCCUGUCCCUACUGUUGCAAUGCCCGGGCUGCCUUGACGCGGGCCCCGCGGCGGACGACUGUGGCGCCACUCGCAAGGCUAUCGAGACCUUUAUCACGACCCGUCUCCGGACGGCCCAGUGUUCGGCCAGACGCUCGACCCAUACAGCGGACAACGUCCACGCGCGCCUAUGCCACGGCGAUCCAUGACGACGGGUUUCUGCACAGCGACGAUGGUCAUGCUCACGGCCGACACCGACCUCGGGAACACGGGUCCGACGGUCGCGGAGAGAUGGCCCACCACACGUGGCCCGCGUCGCCCAACCCGACGCCGUACGAGAUCUUUGGCCAGCACAAGACGGCCGCGUACCAAAAGAAGCGCUUCUAUGCCCUCGCCAAGCAGUACCAUCCGGACAUGCACCACGGCACGCCGGCCCACGUAAAGGGGCUGUCGCCGGCGGUGCGGCUCGAGCGGUACCGGCUGAUUGUGGCGGCCAACGACAUUCUGAGCCACGCGGGGCGGCGGCGGAUGUACGACCUGUACGGCCAGGGGUGGGCGUCCCCGGGGGACCAAGGCAAAAUGAAGGCGGGCGGUGAGUACGACCACACGUGGCGGCAGCGCAAGGGCAGCGCGGCGUACAAUGCGACGUGGGAGGACUGGGAGCGGUGGCGACAGGAGAACGGGGCGGGGCCGUCGGGGGAUGCGGCGGGGGCCAAGCAGACGGAGCAGUUCAUGUCCAACGGCGGGUUUGCCGUGGUUGUGCUUGUUCUCGUGUUUCUGGGCGGCUAUGGCCAGAUGACGCGAGCGAGCAGCCACGGGGCCAGCAUUCUGGCGAGGCGGGACGAGCACGACGCGGCGAUCUCGUCGACGCUCCAAAGCCAGCAAGCCGCGAUUGCGCCGCUGAGCCGCGCCGGGCGGGUGGACAGCUUCCUAGAGCGACGGGAGGGCUGGGGCACGUACGAGACAGCGGGGCUGCUGGCACAGUCGGAUGCGCGACGCCGCGGCAGUUGA
Molecule: messenger RNA, 996 nt
Organism: Sporothrix brasiliensis 5110
Lineage: Eukaryota; Fungi; Ascomycota; Sordariomycetes; Ophiostomatales; Ophiostomataceae
Product: hsp40 co-chaperone
Exons: 1
Coding region: 1-996 (331 amino acids)
Source: RefSeq, a predicted model, not a curated record